AUGUCAUUGUUGAGCCGUUUCGAUUUCUUUACAACGAUAACAUCGUCGCAAGUGAAUUGGAAAGAACAAUUCCAAGGAUGGAGGAGAAGAGUUUCCUUCCUUCUUGCUCUUCUCAUCAUUCUCUCCGUGGUUGGUUUUUCUAUCGGCUACUUUGCAGGUCAUGAUUUGAAAGGAGCCUCGACGUGGCGUCUUGGCUUUGUGAUGAUUAUUUCGGUUGCAUUUGGCUAUGCUCUCGUUCAGUCUUCAUAUGGGUUCGGAGCUCACUUCCGAGUGUUUUACAAACAACAAUAUGAGUUGGUGGAUAUCAAGAAAAUUCAAAAUUCAUCGGAUGAUGAUACUCAAAAACUCAUUCACGAAGGCCAAACGAAGGAAGAAGCAGUGUCUAAUCCUCAUCGUGAUGAAGAAAAAGAACAACCACCUAAGGAAAUUAUUCUCACUCCCGAUAAAGCUCUUCCGCAAUACUCGACUAUGCAAGCUCAUUGCAUCAUGCUUGCGGUGGCUACCUUCCUCUUCUCCAUGCUCUAUAUCAUUGAUAAGGCUGCUGGAUGGCACAUGUACUCUCCAGAGGCUUCUCCCAUGACAAUUUCUAUUGUGAUUGGAGGCUUCUUGUUCGGAAUAGGAAUGCAGCUUGGUGGAUGCUUUGUGCCUCAGGUACUUUGUUCACUAUCGGGGUGGAAGUUUAUGGAGUGUCUAUUUAUUGGUUGUCCAUUGCAGCUGCUAUUCAUUUUACUACAGAAGAAAAACAAGAAAAACCAGAUGGAUUUGAGUGGAGAUGCAGAAGAACAAUCUGGGCUCAUUAAUCAAGAUUAUGAAAUUGAUACUCGCUCACCACUUCAAAAAUUAAUGUCAUUUGUGUCAAUGAUUGUUUUAGAUUUAUUUAUGGACCUUGGCCUUAAUUGUUGGAUUAUUACGAGGAAAAUUCCCAAGUUUUUAGAUGGAUUUUCACUGAAGAGCUUAUCUCAUACGUUUAAGAGUCACAAACAAGGUGAUCACUCAUCAUCCAUUUUCACAACUUUGAAACGAAUUUUGAAUAAUAUUGGAAAUUGGCUCAAGAAUAACAUUGGAAUUGCUAUUGCCAAAAUUAUUGGAGGUAUUUGUAUGGGUAUUGGAGCAAAGUUUGGAUAUGGCUGUAACAUUGGAGCUUAUUUUUCUGGUGUCUCAUGCAUGUCCAUUCAUGGUUAUUCAUGGAUAACCAUGGCUCUGCUGGGUGGAUAUAUUGGAGCAGUGGUACGACCUUUGUUUGGAUACAAGAAGAGAAAAGUUGCUUGUGGAACCGUUUGCAAUACUGCUUCCAUUUAUUAA
Naegleria fowleri is the source of this 1302-nucleotide messenger RNA. RefSeq lists its product as uncharacterized. Gene Ontology annotation, cellular component: plasma membrane. The record is from RefSeq and is a predicted model, not a curated record. NCBI's taxonomy places the organism in Eukaryota, Heterolobosea, Eutetramitea, Acrasida, Naegleriidae. Bases 1 to 1302 code for a protein of 433 amino acids. The transcript has 3 exons.